Messenger RNA from Alnus glutinosa, 1724 nucleotides. RefSeq names its product branched-chain-amino-acid aminotransferase 2, chloroplastic-like. The record is from RefSeq and is a predicted model, not a curated record. Gene Ontology annotation, biological process: branched-chain amino acid metabolic process. The transcript is spliced from 11 exons. Bases 489 to 1547 code for a protein of 352 amino acids. Lineage: Eukaryota; Viridiplantae; Streptophyta; Magnoliopsida; Fagales; Betulaceae. Gene Ontology annotation, molecular function: branched-chain-amino-acid:2-oxoglutarate transaminase activity.
AGAGAGAGGUCAGUAGAAGAAAGAGAGUCAUGAGAGAGGAGGAAGGUGGGGGUGGCAGUUGGGCGGCAACAGCUUGCAGAAGAGAGGGUGCUGUCAGUGUAAGGGAUAUAAUAUUUGUAUAAUUGAUUGUAGUUGGGCUUUGGGUAAUAGAAACUUUGUAAAUGUGGGUUGUGAAGUAUUGAUUUGGGCUUAGUUUGUUAAGUAGUUAGUAGUAAGGAGAGAUAUAAAAGGCCAAUGUAUAGGAAAGAAGAGUUAUCGAGUUGACCAAGCGUUUUCUCAGAAUUGUGUAAUCUUGGAGCCAUGGGAAGGGAUCGAAAGUCAAAUCUCCCCAGAUAAGGAGUUUUGCUGAACUCGAAUCAGGAAGUUCAUUACAGGCUGGUGCUGGUGCUAACCGUCAACAGUUAUCAAUGACCUUGUAAGUUACAUGAAACGCUUCGUUGAAAUAGUCCACUAUUUCCCUGGUUGGAACUAAGGCCCUGUUGGCUUUCAUGGCGUCACCCUCAGAGCAAACAACUUGUGAGACUAUGAACAGUGAAAAAUAUGCUGAUAUCAACUGGGAUGAACUUGGAUUUAAUCCAAUUCCAACGGAUUACAUGUUUGUGAUAAAAUGCUCUAAAGGAGAAAACUUUUUACAAGGAAAUCUCACUCGCUUUGGGAACAUUGAGCUGAGCCCAUCUGCCGCAAUCUUAAACAAUGGACAGGGAAUUUUGGAAGGUCUUAAGGCAUACAGGAGAGAAGACAAUCGUAUCACGCUCUUCCGGCCUGAACAGAAUGCUAUGCGCAUGAAGAUGGGGGCAGAGAGAAUGUGCAUGCCAUCACCAUCUACCGAGCAAUUUGUUGAUGCUGUAAAGCAAACGGUCCUUGCCAACAAGCGUUGGGUGCCGCCUCCAGGGAAAGGGUCAUUGUAUGUGAGGCCUUUGCUCAUGGGAAGUGGAUCUGCUAUGGGUGUUGUGCCGGCACCAGAAUACACAUUCCUAAUAUACACUUUUCCGGUUGGCAACUAUUUUAAGGGUGAUACAGCUAUGAAUGUGAUUGUUGAGGAAAAGCUUUGUCGAGCUAUCCCUGGUGGACCUGGAGGUGUCAAGACAAUCACCAACUACGCACCGGUUUUGCAAGCAGUUACCCAAGCAAAGACCAAAGGAUUCUCUGAUGUCUUAUUCCUAGAUGCGAAGACUGGAAAAAACAUUGAGGAGCUUUCUUCAUGUAACAUUUUCAUUGUGAAGGGUAAUGUUAUUUCAACUCCAGCUACGCUAGGAACUAUUUUGCCAGGAGUUACACGAAAAAGCAUCAUCGAAGUUGCCCUUGAUUUUGGUUACCAGGUGGAGGAACGUGUUAUUCCAGUUGAGGACUUGAUGGAUGCCGAUGAAGUUUUCUGCACAGGAACUGCGGUGGUCGUCAAUGCCGUUGGUAGUAUAACUUAUCAGGGUAAAAGGGUUGAAUAUAAAACUGGAGUGGAAUCAGUGGCCCAGAAACUUUAUGCAACGCUAACAGGAAUUCAGACUGGGCGUAUUGAUGACAAGAUGGGAUGGACUGUCCAGGUGGAUUGAGCUUUAAUCGUUAAAUACAGUUUAUGUUGGAAGUUGGUGGACCUACAUUCAUUUCUUGUUUCUUCUUCUCACUUCAUUUGGAAUGGCUGGAAGCAUGGGUGUAUAUGCUACACCAUGCAACCCUUAACUUUCUUAAUAUUAAUUAUAUAACUUAAAUAAAAUCUCACAUUUACUCCA